AUGAAAUUGGUACUUGUUUGUUUACUCUUAAGUAUUGCAAUCCCGUUCGUCGUUCAGCGCUUCCGGUCUAACGAACUUCCUUUAAAUAAUGUUUUGAGUGUUAAGCGUCUACCCCAGAAAACAUCGCUGAAUGCUUCUUUACUAUUAUUUACAGAAGAUGGAGAUUUGCUUGACGUUUUACAGACCAUUCGAUCUGUAGAAGAUCGGUGGAAUAAGCGCUUUCAUUAUCCCUGGACAUUCUUUAGUUCAGAAAAAUUAUCCUCAUAUUUUAUGGAAGCUACAAGUUCCGUAGCAUCCGGAAAUUGUGAAUACGUACAGUGGGACUCUACCGAAUACUUUGGGACAGGAUUAAAAGAUACCAUGUAUUAUUUAGAGCGAUCAGAAAAACUUUCAGGGGAGGGAGUCAAAUACAGCAGAUCGGGUUCCUUCCAUAGAUACCAAGAAUGGAUCUUGCAUUCCCUACUAUACCAUCCACAGCUUCGAUUUCAAUACGUCUGGAGGCUUGAACCUGGCCUUCGCUUUACUUGCGAAGAAGAAUUAGAUUAUUUUGAGGAAAUGGCAAAACAUAAUGCAACUGUAGGAUUUACCAAUCAUGUAUGUGAAACGAGGCACUCUGGAAUUCUCGAACUCGAACAAUCCUUAAAUAAAUAUGAGCAGGAAGGGAUGCCGGAGCGACCUCGCACAGCAUGGGAGUAUUCCACAGAGGAUACGUAUUGUAAAUUUUUGCCUUAUGAUGAAAUAAUUUCUUUAAAAGAACUUAGAGGCAAUUCUUCCCUUGUUCAACUCACACAACACUUACUCAACGAAGGGGGUAUCUAUUAUCAUCGAUGGACUGAAUCAGAUAUACUCUCUGCAGUGUUGCAAGUAUACAAUACCCCAGUUCUUCCUUUAGACACAGCAGGAUACAUUUUUCGACCGGAUAUAAAUCACUGUCCCGAUAUGGAGAGCGGAAGAUGUGCUUGUUAUUUAGAAGAUUGA
Messenger RNA from Schizosaccharomyces octosporus yFS286, 978 nucleotides. Its product is annotated as mannosyltransferase. Gene Ontology annotation, molecular function: alpha-1,2-mannosyltransferase activity. The transcript has 5 exons. Gene Ontology annotation, cellular component: membrane; Golgi apparatus. NCBI's taxonomy places the organism in Eukaryota, Fungi, Ascomycota, Schizosaccharomycetes, Schizosaccharomycetales, Schizosaccharomycetaceae. Gene Ontology annotation, biological process: cell wall mannoprotein biosynthetic process; protein O-linked glycosylation; protein N-linked glycosylation. The record is from RefSeq and is a predicted model, not a curated record. The coding region runs from base 1 to 978 and encodes 325 amino acids.